Nicotiana attenuata is the source of this 624-nucleotide messenger RNA. Its product is annotated as protein SABRE-like. Lineage: Eukaryota; Viridiplantae; Streptophyta; Magnoliopsida; Solanales; Solanaceae. The transcript has 6 exons. The coding region runs from base 1 to 624 and encodes 207 amino acids. The record is from RefSeq and is a predicted model, not a curated record.
AUGGAUAGGAAGAUGCUGAUCUUUGUGGUGCAGUAUAUUUACAGCAUUGUGCAUAAAAAUAAUUUCCAAAUUUCCCACGGAAUUGCCACUGAUUCCGUGGGAAGUUUCUCUGGGAAACCCGUGGGAAAUUUCCCACCACGUCUCUGGGAAGAUAUUUCCCACCAGCCAGAUGAAGGUAACAGAAACAAAUCCAAAGAAUCAAAACUAAUUAAGUUUGGCCACUCCUCUCAUGAAGAGAAAAAGGUGGGCAAGACACAGGAUGAGAAAAAAUCUAGGCCUCGAAGAAUGAGAGAGUUCCACAAUAUCAAGAUUAGUCAGGUUGAGUUACUUGUUACAUGUGAAGGAUCAAGAUUUGCUGUGAGUGAUUUAAGAUUACUGAUGGAUACAUUCCAUCGUGUUGAAUUUACUGGAACCUGGCGGAGGCUAUUCUCAAGAGUUAAGAAACACAUCAUAUGGGGAGUCCUAAAAUCACUAACAGGAAUGCAGGGCAAGAAGUUUAAAGAUAAAGCACAUAAUCAAAGGGAAGCUGGUGUUGCUGGUGUCCCCGAUAUUGAUCUUAAUCUCAGUGAUAGUGAUGGUGGUUCAGCCGGAAAAUCCGGAGCAGAACCCUUUAUCCUGGCCUAA